UAAGCUUGACUUUAAUUUAAAUAUCGUUAAAUUUUCAACACUAAACGAUCCAUAAUCAAGGUAUUUUCAACACUGGCCGUCAGAGCCGGUGUUACUUCAUUGAUUAACGAUAAACCAUUAAAUAAUUUAAAACGGCUCCAUGAUUGGCUUACAACUCUUCAUAAUCCCACUUAGUCUGGUGGUCUUGCUCCAUUGUGGGGUUUCCGAAAAUCUCCCCAAUAUCGUGCUCAUCCUCACCGACGACCAGGAUGUGGAGCUGUACGGGAUGCAUCCGAUGGUUAAAACCAUACAAAAGAUCGGUCUCGAAGGUGCAGCUUUUUAUCAUGCCUACACACCUACGCCCAUUUGCUGUCCGGCCCGGGCCAGCCUCCUGACCGGAAUGUACGCCCAUAAUCAUGGAACCCGGAACAAUUCCGUCAGUGGAGGCUGUUAUGGCUCGCGCUGGCGUGAGUCCUUGGAGCCGAGAACAUUGGCGAUGCACCUGCAGCGUCGGGGCUAUACCACAUUCUUUGCCGGAAAGUACUUGAAUCAAUAUUCUGGAUUAGAGACGCCUGUGGGAUGGAAUUCUUUCUAUGGCCUACAGGGAAACUCACGCUACUACAACUAUACACUGCGCGAAAAUAAGAACAAUGUUCACUACAAAGAAGUCUACCUAACGGAUAAGUUACGAGAUCUGACCGUUGAUUUUCUAGAAAGUGUUUCCCAAUCUGCGAAUAAAUCCAAAGAGGUUGAGAGACCGUUUUUUGCUAUGAUAACUCCACCGGCGGCGCAUGCUCCAUUCACACCAGCUCCGCGUCACGACGGGGUUUUCAACAAAAUAAAGGCUCUACGAACUCCCAGCUUUAAUAAGCCAGUGGAUGAUAAACACUGGUUGGUGCGAUCAUCCUGGCCCCUGCAGGACAAGACCAUCGACACCAUUGACUCCUACUAUCGCAAGCGUUGGGAAACGCUCCUAGCUGUUGAUGAACUGGUGGAGAAGGUGGUGACCAAACUAAACCAGACAGGCGUCUUGGACAACACGUACGUCAUCUUCUCAUCGGACAAUGGCUACCAUGUGGGGCAGUUUGCACAGCCAUUCGACAAACGUCAGCCGUACGAAACGGAUAUUCACAUACCAUUGCUAAUUCGUGGACCUGGAAUCGCUCCCGGUAGACGCAUUGAUAGUGCCGUCAGUCUAGUGGACAUUGCGCCCACCAUUCUGUCCUGGGCUAAUGUAUCUAUUCCAUCGUAUAUGGAUGGCCACACCUUCCACGAGAUGCUCAUGGAAGGUCCUGCCCAGAAGGUGCCGCUGGUGGAGCGCUCCUUACUAAUCGAAUACUGGGGUGAGGGUAACUUUAGAACCUACAAUCCAAAAUGCCCUGGAUCUUACAGAGAUCGCUUGGCGGAGUGCACCCUGGAGGCGGAUUGCCAUUGCCAGGAUGCGUGGAACAAUACGUACGCUUGUAUUCGGGAAGUUCGCUACGAGUUGAAUCGUAUUUACUGCGAAUUUCGGGAUAACGAGAACUUUCAAGAGGCCUAUGAUCUCGACCUGGACAGUUACCAAAUGACGAACGGUGUCUAUGAUUUGCUGCCAAUUGAUAGAGCCUUGCUGGGAUUGAGGCUCAAUAAUCUGACUCGCUGCUCCGGCCAGGAGUGCUUUGUUUGAAGCUCUGAGGAUGCUAUUACGUGCAAGCAAAACCAAAACUAUACUCUUAGUUUUUCUAUGGAAUUUAUUACAUUUAGACUUUAUGUGAUUUAAGUAGCUAUGAACGUAGUAUGUAUUUACACAAUCUUUAUAGUCUAGACACCUUGUUUUUUCAACCGAUUCUAUCAACCGGAGUACUAUAAAGAAGAAAAAAAAGAG
Messenger RNA from Drosophila ananassae, 1843 nucleotides. RefSeq names its product N-acetylglucosamine-6-sulfatase. The record is from RefSeq and is a predicted model, not a curated record. NCBI's taxonomy places the organism in Eukaryota, Metazoa, Arthropoda, Insecta, Diptera, Drosophilidae. Bases 140 to 1645 code for a protein of 501 amino acids. The transcript has 4 exons. Gene Ontology annotation, molecular function: N-acetylglucosamine-6-sulfatase activity; glycosaminoglycan binding. Gene Ontology annotation, biological process: glycosaminoglycan metabolic process.